AUGACCAGCGCCUGCCUCGUCCUCGUCAGCGCCACCUUCUGCCUGUCUGCUGCUCUCUCCUGCUGUGACGAGUCGCUCGAUCGGCGCUCCGUACACACAGCUCUGAUCAAAUCCCAACAGGAGAAAGACCUGAUUGAGGCUCUGCAGGCGGUUCUCGAGAAAUUAAAGGACAAACAGCUCCCGAACACUGUGAAGAAAUUCGGCCAACUUCCCUUGUGUGAUGCCGGGGAGCAGUGUGCAGCGCGUAAGGGGGCGAGGGUGGGCAAACUGUGCGGCUGUCCCCCCGGGACCACUUGUGACUUCUUCAUCAUGAAGUGCCUCUGAAGAAAGGAUGGAGAACACACCAAGUGUACACCACUGCACUGUUUUUUUCAUGUGAAGGUCUACUACUUGUAUGAAGGUCACA
Messenger RNA from Clarias gariepinus (North African catfish), 406 nucleotides. Its product is annotated as cocaine- and amphetamine-regulated transcript protein-like. The transcript has 3 exons. Gene Ontology annotation, molecular function: neuropeptide hormone activity. Bases 1 to 324 code for a protein of 107 amino acids. NCBI's taxonomy places the organism in Eukaryota, Metazoa, Chordata, Actinopteri, Siluriformes, Clariidae. Gene Ontology annotation, biological process: negative regulation of appetite; cellular response to starvation; positive regulation of MAPK cascade. The record is from RefSeq and is a predicted model, not a curated record.